UUCAAAUCAAUACUUUUCCAUUGAAUUUAUACAUCUAUGCUUUUCAGGAUUUUCCAGCAUUACCAUGGUUUCUAGGAUUUUGUUUUGGAAACACAGCUCCAGAAGAUUCAAUUGUACACAGCUGUAAAGAUAUUAACGAAAAUAAUCUAAAUGAAUUGGUCCAGUCCCAUCCAGUUCCGUAUGCUCACGUGAAAAGUUUGGACAAGCACCUCACAGAGGACAGUAAGAAAGCCAUAGCUUUGAAAGAGAAGAAAGUUGACACAUUAUUGUGGUAUUAUGAAAAUUUGACCUGUUCGUCGUUUGAUAAAGUUUUGAUGGAACGGUUAAAUGACGGCGAAAAAGUAACAUUGGCAAAUGGCAAACUGAUGGAACGGUUAUUGAUCCUAAAAAUGGCCAGAGAGGGUAUAAAGGCAAACCCAGAAGAAAUAUAUUACACGUGGGAUUGGGAUGCUCAGCCAAAUGGGCCAAGCCAAGUUAAUCAGGAAAAUAUAAUUGAUGAAUCGAAAGCUCCGUUUUUAAACUAUUUGAUCGCUCAAGCUGAUGAAAAUAUCAGCAACAUCAGUUUACCACUUGAAGAGCCGAUUGUUAUAGUUGGUGAUGCUUCAGGGUCAAUGGAAGUGGCUAUCAAAACUAGUGUUAUAAUUGCUGGAAUUUUAACAAAAAUUACCUCUGCAAAGUUGGUUUUCUUCGACGAUCACUCUAGAGAUGCCCCUUACCUCCCUGAAAAUGUAGAACAAGUUUUAAAUCUAGCACUGUCCACAAAAGCGGAUAAUGCAACAGCGCCAGCUGCUAGUCUUUAUCCAUUCUAUAAGAACAAGGAAAUUGUCAAAACAUUUAUCAUCGUGACAGAUGAAGGAGAAAAUGAACAGUGUGAGGAAUUUUGGUUUGCAGAGUUAUUUGAUAAAUACUACAAAGAGGUAUUCCCAGCUAGACUUGUCUUUGUGUCAUUUUUACCACAACACAGCGAAGGUCAGAUGGUAAGAGAUCUCAAGGAAAAGGGAUACAGUCCACUCCAGUUUAAACUUGAUGACAACAAACCAGACUUAACUAAACUGGAUAGUCUUAUAGCUUUAUUGUCCUUGGAGACUACAGACUUUGAUGAUGAGGUCUCGACAACAGAACAAAAAAUUAAAUUAAACGGACUAUAUUCUGUGUUUUCAGAAUUGGAUAUAAAAUGAAAUCAUAGAUUGUAAAUUUGAAAGUAAUUCAUCAGAACAAUGAAACAAUUGUUGAGAGCCUUCGUGGUUGGUCUUGUAAGGUUUAGUAGUGUUUCCUUAUACUUAACAUUCAUACUGUGGCAAUAUAAUGGAUGUGAGUAUUAUAUACACGGAAAGAAUGAGGAGAGGAGUUUAUCUGACUAACAAAUAGUCUAUGAAAACGACUGGAAAAAGUGCAACAUGCUAAUACACUUUGGCAAGCAAUCGUCUCAUUUCCAGUAAUAUCAUUCGUUGGACAUUCAGUCAUCAAUGCAAUUUGCGAUUAUGUUAAGUUGUGAAGUUAUAAAAUAUACAGCUGUUACAUUUUUAUACAAAAUACUGAAUAAAAAACUUUCCGUUCUCUAA
Messenger RNA from Mytilus californianus (California mussel), 1562 nucleotides. RefSeq lists its product as uncharacterized. Bases 315 to 1178 code for a protein of 287 amino acids. The record is from RefSeq and is a predicted model, not a curated record. The transcript has 4 exons. Lineage: Eukaryota; Metazoa; Mollusca; Bivalvia; Mytilida; Mytilidae.